GGGGAGGACCUGAUGUUCGAGGUGCUGCGGCGGGCGGAGGCGCGGACGCUGGCCAGCGCGGCGUGCGUCAGCCGGGGCUGGCGGGCCCUCGCGCAGGACGAGCGGCUCUGGGAGGCGGCCUGCGUGAGGGAGUGGGCUGACCUCGGCUUCUCCGAGCAGCAGCUCCGCGCCGUCGUGCUCUCGCUCGGCGGCUUCCGCCGCCUGCACGCCGUCUCCAUCCGGCCCAUCCAGCGGCGCCGUGCCGGUGUUCCUGCUGCGCCUGCUCAGGAAAGGGGAAGGCGGCAGCAGCCUCCUGCCAGGCUGGGCCGGGACCAGGUCCAGCUGUCGCUGUCGCUGUUCUCGAUCGGGUUCUUUCAGAGCAUGCCUAAUCACCCCCCUCCUAAGAAGAAAGAUGAGGGUGAUGGCAACGAUAAGGGUGGAGGUGGGCGGUGCGGGUGAUCCAACUGGCUUUGCCUAACAGCUAGUCUGGACAAGAGAGAGCACAAGGAGUUAUGACAGAGACAGUGGAACUGCAAGAUUGAUCUUUGGUGACUGUUAGAAGCCACAGACACUGAAGAUGGCGCAGCCUGCUGAGCUUUCCCGCGAGGAGAAUGUGUACAUGGCCAAGCUUGCAGAGCAGGCUGAGAGGUACGAGGAGAUGGUUGAGUUCAUGGAGAAGGUGGCCAAGACAGUUGACUCCGAGGAGCUCACAGUCGAGGAGCGCAACCUUCUAUCAGUUGCUUA
Triticum aestivum (bread wheat) is the source of this 723-nucleotide messenger RNA. Its product is annotated as F-box protein GID2. The record is from RefSeq and is a predicted model, not a curated record. Gene Ontology annotation, biological process: gibberellic acid mediated signaling pathway; regulation of gibberellic acid mediated signaling pathway. Gene Ontology annotation, molecular function: protein binding. Gene Ontology annotation, cellular component: SCF ubiquitin ligase complex. Lineage: Eukaryota; Viridiplantae; Streptophyta; Magnoliopsida; Poales; Poaceae.